This is a messenger RNA of Laetiporus sulphureus 93-53, 567 nucleotides long. RefSeq lists its product as uncharacterized. The transcript has a single exon. The coding region runs from base 1 to 567 and encodes 188 amino acids. The record is from RefSeq and is a predicted model, not a curated record. Lineage: Eukaryota; Fungi; Basidiomycota; Agaricomycetes; Polyporales; Laetiporaceae.
AUGUCUCUGAUGAAUCAAUCCAGUUCACUGAAUGCCACGUACCUGGCAGUGUACAAUGAUUUCGUCGCAAAUAUCCCAGCGGACAUUACGGGAGCUGCAAGGGAUUGGCUGCUAGCAACACACUCUCAGUCGCUGUUUACUCAACAGCAGCUAGGUCAGAGUGUAAUUGACCUAGAAACCAGGCAGCGAGUGGUACUCGAUGCCAAUACUGCAGAAAUAACCCUGCUAAGACUAGCCAUCCAAGGCUUGCAAGCAGGGCAAGCGGCAGCAGCCCCUCCAAUACCUCCAUCCGCAACCCGGCCAAAGCAGAAAAUUGCUCCACCCAAAAAGUUCUUGGGUCAUGGCACUCCAAAGAUAAAGGAAUGGCUCGAACAGGUCUAUCUAUACCUGGACAAUGUUGUGGACGAGCAGCUUCGCAUAAAGCUGUCUCUGUCAUAUCUGGAAGGAGAUGCCCAUGACUAUAUGGACAAUUACUACACUUUGGUACAAUCAAAUUCUCCGCUCGGGACGUGGGCCGACUUUGUCAACCGGCUCACUACAUCGUAUGACACCAAGGACAAGCCAUGA